AUGGAGGAAUAUGUAGGAGAUUUAGGAAGCAUAUUUAUACCAAUUGUUGAUGACGAUGAUGCCCUGAAACUCAUAGUUUUGUCAAUUUUGAUUUGGACAGCUCCAAAAGCAAAUUGUUGGAUACUUGAAACCGUUGUAUUCUGUAUUGGAUCUGUUGGAACUACUUCAGAAAGAACCCAGCUUUCUGGCAGUGAGAUCUGGUUCCAGAAUCGUUACCUCGUCCCGCUUAAUCCUUUUGCAAAGAAGGUAACAAAGAGGGUUGAAACUGCUGAAUACCAGUGGAAGAAUUGGAACUGGAGAUCAGAGGGCGACCUGAUACUUAAUGGUGCCUAUUUUACUCCAUCUGGAGCAGGGGCCUCGACCAGCUAUACCAGUGCUUCAAGUUUAGGUGCCAAGUCGUCUUCCAUGGUCGCAUCAAUGACUUCUGGUGCUGGUGUCCUUAAUUGCUGCAGGGGCCGCACUUGUUAGCAGCUGGUGCCAAU
Messenger RNA from Coffea eugenioides, 482 nucleotides. RefSeq names its product probable pectate lyase 8. The coding region runs from base 1 to 468 and encodes 155 amino acids. Gene Ontology annotation, molecular function: pectate lyase activity. NCBI's taxonomy places the organism in Eukaryota, Viridiplantae, Streptophyta, Magnoliopsida, Gentianales, Rubiaceae. The record is from RefSeq and is a predicted model, not a curated record. The transcript is spliced from 4 exons.